This is a messenger RNA of Cladophialophora yegresii CBS 114405, 1878 nucleotides long. RefSeq names its product DNA topoisomerase III. The record is from RefSeq and is a predicted model, not a curated record. The coding region runs from base 1 to 1878 and encodes 625 amino acids. NCBI's taxonomy places the organism in Eukaryota, Fungi, Ascomycota, Eurotiomycetes, Chaetothyriales, Herpotrichiellaceae. Gene Ontology annotation, biological process: DNA topological change. Gene Ontology annotation, molecular function: DNA topoisomerase type I (single strand cut, ATP-independent) activity; DNA binding. The transcript has 3 exons. Gene Ontology annotation, cellular component: nucleus.
AUGCCCGCAACGAAAAUCCUCUGCGUUGCAGAGAAACCCGCUAUUGCCAAAGCAGUCGCUCAUCAUCUGGCUGGCGGUCGGGUAACCACUAAACCAGUCCGUGGUAACGUGUAUGUGAAGAACUAUGAAUUUGACUUCAACUUCCGGCCUUGGGGCAAUUGCUCGGUGACAAUGACCAGCGUCCUAGGCCAUUUGACUGGCUUGGACUUUGACAAGAAGUAUAAGAACUGGAGGUCGUGUCCUCCAAGCCAGCUGUUCGAAGCGGAGACCGAGGUCACUAUCGACAAGGACAAAACGGCCGUCGCCGAAAACAUCCAACAGCAAGCUCGCUUUGCAAAGAUCCUGUAUGUCUGGACAGACUGCGAUCGCGAAGGUGAGCACAUUGGCGGCGAGGUACGCGACCAAGCCAAGAAAGGGAACCCUCGCAUAACCGUCAAGCGGGCCAGGUUCAACAACACUGAGAGAGCUCAUAUCGUUCUUGCCGCUCAUGCCCCCGUUGACAUGGACGAGCGGCAAGUGAAUGCUGUUGCUGCCAGAAUAGAGCUCGACCUACGGAUCGGCUCUUCCUUCACGAGGCUCCAAAGCCUCGAGCUUCAGCCGCUGAGUGAUCAACUUCGGGGUCAGGUCAUAUCCUACGGCUCAUGUCAGUUUCCGACCCUGGGGUUCGUCGUCGACCGGUACAAUCGCGUCAGGAGCUUCAAACCAGAAACCUUCUGGUUGAUCAAGUUGAUUCAUGUCCGUGACAGGAUCAAAGUCAACUUCAGCUGGCAAAGAGUCCAUCUCUUCGAUCGAGCCGCUGUUACCAUUAUUUUCGAGGUGUGUCUUGACGCGAAAACCGCCAAGGUUACGAAAGUGCAGAAGAAGCCUACCUCAAAAUGGAGACCAUUACCUCUUACCACGGUCGAGCUUCAGAUGCAGGGCAGUCGAUUUCUGCGUCUUUCCAGUCAACAAGUUAUGGCGGUCGCAGAGAAGCUUUACCAAAAAGGUUUCAUCAGCUAUCCUCGUACGGAAACGAACCAGUUUCCCCAAGGGUUCGACUUCAACGCCAUCAUUCAGAGACAGACACAGGGCAACCCAUGGGCCCAGUUUGCGCAACACUUACUCGAUAGUGGUUUCAGAUCUCCACGCUCCGGUCGUCAUAAUGAUCAAGCUCAUCCGCCAAUUCACCCGGUCAACUUUGCUGCUUUGAACGUGCUCGAACCCCAGGAACAGAAAGUAUAUGAGUUCGUGUGCAGAAGAUUCCUGGCUUGUUGCUCAGAAGAUGCCAAAGGACAAGCUACCGACAUUGAAAUACUCUGGGGACAUGAGACGUUCCGUACCCACGGCCUUCUCGUCCUGGAAAGAAACUACCUUGACGUCUACGUAUAUGACAAGUGGGAGAGCAGUCAGCAACUCCCAGACUACACCCUUGGGGAGACCUUCGAGCCAACAGAAGCAAACAUGGUGGAUGGCAAGACUACGGCGCCAGGAUAUCUCACCGAGCCCGAAUUGAUCGCCCUUAUGGACGCCAACGGUAUCGGGACUGACGCAACCAUGGCCGAGCACAUUCAAAAGAUCCAAGAUCGAUUCUAUGUCAAUACACGGCCUCGGUCCGGCGGUGGUCGUAACUCUGUCCAAGAAUUCAUUCCAACCACCCUUGGCGUUGCCUUGAUCGAAGGGUAUGACAGUGUGGGCCUCGACGUCAGUGUCAGCAAGCCGUUUUUGCGUAAAGAAAUGGAGGUCAAGAUGAAGGCGAUCUGCGAGGGCCGGAAAACUCGGACUGAGGUCGUGCAAGAGAGUUUGGACCAAUACCGCGAAGUGUUUGUCAAGACGCAACGCGAGAUCCAAGUUCUCAAAGAUUCUGUGACGAAGUAUGUCGUGAACGGGGGAGCAGCAUGA